Messenger RNA from Lytechinus pictus (painted urchin), 3181 nucleotides. Its product is annotated as RILP-like protein homolog. Gene Ontology annotation, cellular component: nucleus. The coding region runs from base 74 to 1471 and encodes 465 amino acids. Gene Ontology annotation, molecular function: DNA-binding transcription factor activity, RNA polymerase II-specific; RNA polymerase II transcription regulatory region sequence-specific DNA binding. NCBI's taxonomy places the organism in Eukaryota, Metazoa, Echinodermata, Echinoidea, Temnopleuroida, Toxopneustidae. Gene Ontology annotation, biological process: positive regulation of transcription by RNA polymerase II; regulation of neuron differentiation. The record is from RefSeq and is a predicted model, not a curated record. The transcript has 2 exons.
AUGAAGCAGUAACUGAGUGAGUGCUCCAUGAGUGACCAAGUCAAGUGCAGUGCCCUCUGCCCACAUCACCACUAUGCUCAAGACCACGCUCAAGCUCGAUGCUAUCUGCGCCAAACUGUCCAAGGGCGUGUCGGGCCUUCCGCCUCAGGAGGAACCCUGCACGGGGGCCGCCCUUCCAGGUAGCAACGGUUCCCCAAGGUACACCCGCCACCUGGACCAGGAAGCGUCCCGGCCGGACAUCGGCUCCAACCUCAAGACGUUUCACAAUGGCGAUAUUGCGCCCAACUGCAGCGCGCAGCUUCCAACUGUUCAAGCAACGGAAAAUAAUGGCUACGUGAUUGAUGAACGGCCAGAAUACAACAGAUUCGUUGAAAGAAAUGGCGGGGACGAUAGCAGGUGCAGUUCGCCUAAAGUUCUCAGUGGUGCCAGCAAAAGAAAGGCACGGCAGCGUGCGACAAGAGUCGCCACGCAGGAAGCAGAUAGUCCGUCGGAUUGGGACGAUGGCUCAAUUAACAGUUUUCAGGAUUGCGAUGAGAGUUUGGACAGUGGUGUAGUCGAUUCGCACCAAGAUGAAGCGGUCAAUGGUCUGGACCAUUGGGAUGAGGAGCAAGAAGAGACUGCAGACAGUGAAUUUACUCAGGAACAUUACCAUGAUGAAAAUAUAUCUAUGCAAAAUAUCCCCUUUACACAUGCAACUAAUCACAAGGCAAAUAAUGGCAAUAAACUAGGACACGAUGACCCUUCUUCUUCUUCCAAAGAGAUGGAGAUCGCUCCUUACAAGGUUGCGGGACAUGAACUGCGCACUCGCAGCGGCAGUAAGGUACCUACUUAUGAUGAAUCUGGGCUUUCAGACGAGGACGUGGCGGCCGAGAAGGCCACCUACGAUCCCCGAGCAAUAAUGGAGUAUGCUGAACGCAGCUGGUGCAAUGAAAACGGUACUGAAAUUGAGGAAGGACUCGAAACCAACGGUGUGGUUUGUGACUUGGAGGAGAGUGGUAGAUCAGCUCAGGGACAGGAAGGGAAGCCACGGCGAAGGAGAGGCAGACCGAGCAAGAGUGAGCAGAUGAAGUUGGUUGGAGAGCGAGAUCAAAGGAUAAUCGAGACUCAAGGAUUAGAAGAGGACAUGAGUGAACUGCCUCCUCCAGAGCAGGCGGAAGUUGAACAAGAGAUGGAUGAAGUACAGGAAGAGCAGGUGGAGUAUGUGGACGAUCUGGAGUCAGAGGAGCAAGGAGAAAGGUCCGAAACCUCUGCAUCUCCGCCACCCGCGACGUCGUCCAAGAUGGGCAAGGAUAGCCAGAUGGUUCCAGGAGCUCCCUAUGAUGUAGAAGGUCUGGAGGCAGUCAAGGAGUAUGCCACUGACACCAUGAAGGAAUUCCUGGGUAUGUACGGCUACAUGGAGGAAGGAGCACCUGCAAGGGACGAAGAUCUUCCAAUAGAACAUAUCCGUAAGUCAAUUAUCAGUUUUUGCUAAUGGUGGUCAUUUGUACUGCUUCUGGGUCAAAUGCAUUUUAUUUUCAUAAACCUAGGGAACAAUAAUAUAAUAACUCUUAUUUGAGUUUUCAAAGAAGUAUUUAGUAACAUUCAAAUAAUGUUUUAUGUAAAAAGAAAAAUUGGUAAACAGAAUAUGUGAAGCUGUAAUUGUAAAAGCAGUCUUUGCUGUGAAAUUAUAUCCUUUAUUAUCAUAAUAAACUUUACAAACCAAGUUUUCAUCACAUGCAUAAACAAUAAUUUUUCAACCCGGAGCACUCUGCAAAAAUCACAUUACUGCUUUAUUUUUAAACUUUCCAUACUGUUUGUGCCAUCCACAUUUAAUUGGCUUUUAUAGUUUAUGAUAUAUAUAACCUAAAGAUAUCCACACCGAUCAAACCAUCAACUUCAAUGAUAGAAUCUAAGAAAGCAAUAAUAUUAAUUUCCUGGAUCCUUCCUCUCCUGCCCGAUAUCCCCAACCUUGAGCGAUAAAAGGUCUUCUAGAUUCAUUUUCUGAAAAAAAUUUAAUUAGAGAUAUUGCCGGUCUUUACUGUAAGGCAUUGUCCUCAAUAAUAUAAGUUGAUUAUCAAAUUCAAUAAAUUUUGAGAUUUCAUACCUAAGGGAUAAAUCUUGGGCAAUCCAGCCAAUAUGAAAGUCCUAAAUGCCUGGAUUUUAAGGAAUAUUGGCAAUAUCCUUCAUACUUGCAGUUUUCUAUUUUCUUUUGUGCUUCAUGGGGCAAGAUUCUUUUUAAUAAAAAAAUUGUUGAGAGGUACUUGAGAAAUGUGGUGAUCAGGAAUGCCAAGGAGAUGAAGAGAGAGGAGGAGAUCAAGAUAGGAAGAGAUGGGAGUGCCUAAAGAAAAAAAAAUGCCCAGGAUCAGUAAGAGAAAUUGCAGGGGAAAAAAUAAUUCAGUAUCCAUCAUCAAAAUCAAGUUUUAGAAAAGAGAUGGCAGAUUUAAAACAAUUAAUGCGAGGAUUGAUUUGUUUUAAACUGUUUUUAUUUUUUGUUGUGUAUUUGUUAAUUUGGAGUAGGUUUUUUUUUUUUUCUUUUGGGGGGGGGGGGGUGGUUCGGUUGGACACCUAAAGGGAAAGUUACCCUUUUCCUUUGAGAUACUUUUUGCAUUGUAUGUCUUUGGUUCUGAUAGUACAUGGGACUGAACAUAAUUUUUAAAAGAGGAGAGAGGGAGAAAGAAGAUGGGGGAAUAAAGAAGAAGGGGUAGAAGGAGGGGGUGGGUGAGGGGAGAGUGAUGGGGGGGGGGGAGGAGACGUGGAGGUAAGACAGAGAAGAUGAAUGUGGGGGUAGGAAAGUGAUAGGGGAGGGGUAGAAAGAGAAAGAAGGUGGGGUAAGAAAGAUAAAGGGGAGGGGUAGAAAGAGAAAGAAGGUGGGGUAAGAAAAAGGUAGGGGAGGGGGUAAAAGGAGAAGAAUUUUGGGGUAGGAAAGGGAUAGGGGAGGGGUAGAAAGAGAAAGAAGGUGGGGUAAGAAAGGGAUAGGGGAGGGGGAUAGGAGAAAGAAGGUGGGUAAGAAAGAUAAAGGGGAGGGGUAGAAAGAGAAAGAAGGUGGGGGUAAAAGGAGAAGAAUGCUGGGGUAGAAACAAGAUAGGGGGUAGAAAGAGAAAGAAGGUGGGGUAAGAAAGGGAUAGGGGAGGGAGUAGAAGGAGAAAGAAUGAGGGGGUAGGAAAGAAAUAGGGGAGGGGUAGAAAGAGAAAGAAGGUGGGGU